CUUUCCCGCCCCCCAACCCAGGCCUUGCCCUCUCCAGCCUCUGCAGGAAGUGGGCUGGCCCUGGGGUUUACUCUUUGCUGUCCCCAUCAGUCUGCUACCUGGGCCACCAGAGCAGGAACAGGGCCCUGGGGAGAUGGCUGUGGUCCCAGCAGCGGAGAGAACUGGAGAGAAGCUGCCGCAGCCCUAUGUCUCAGCCAGGGCUCCUUUCCCCAGCCCCUACCUGUGGAUGUGAUGGCGGCUCCUGCUCUGUCCUGGUGUCUGUCCGUCCUCAUCUUCCUCCUGUCCCUGGACAUCCCUCAGGUGUCCACAGCAGUGAAUGGAGAUACGUCAUCUGGGGCGAGAGGCAGGAAGGAGGAAGGCAGGGGCUAUGGGACCAGAGAUCAGCAGAGACGUCCAAGCUCACAUGCUUUUACGACUCAAAAGCCAACAUCUCCUGUGUGUGGAGCAAGGAUGGGGGCCUGCAGAACACACCCUGCCAGAUCUGUGCCCAGUCUUAUAUACGUUCCAAGAAUGUAUCCUGUGAGCUGAGCUCAGUGGGGCCGGCAUCCUGGGCCUGCAACCUGCUCUUUGGACCCCCAAAUUCUCAGAAAAUGACCUCAGUGGACAUCGUCAACAUAAGUGUGACAUGCCUCGAAGGGAAGAAGUGGAAGAUGGUAAUGACCCAGGACUUCAAGCCCUUUAAUAACCUUCGCCUGAUGGCCCCUGACUCCCUCCAAGUCGCCCACAUAGGGACUGACAGAUGCAACAUAACCUGGAACGUCUCCCAGUCCUCCCACUACAUUGAAAGAUCCCUGGAGUUUGAGGCCCGGACCAGGUCUUCAGGCCGUACCUGGGAGGAGGCCCCUCUGCUGAUCCUCAAGCAGAACCAGCAAUGGAUCUGCCUGGAGAACCUCCAUCCAAAUACCCCGUAUGAGCUUCAAGUGCGGGUCAGGCCUCAGCAAGACAACCCUGCGACUUGGAGCCCCUGGAGCCAGGCCCUGGCCUUCAAGACGAGGCCGGCAGCCUGGGGGAAGAACCUGGCCUACCCUUCGUUGGAUCACCUCAUGGUGGGCCUCGGUGGUGCCUUUGGCUUCAUCUUCUUAGUCUACCUGCUGGCCAACUGCCGGUACCUCGGGCCCUGGUUGAAGAAAAUUCUGAAGUGUCACAUCCCAGACCCCUCAGAGUUCUUUUCCAAGCUGAGCUCAGAGCACGGAGGAGAUUUCCAGAAGUGGCUGUCGUCGCCCUUCCCCUCGUCCUCCUUCAGCCCCAGCGGCCCGGCGCCUGAGAUCUCCCCGCUGGAGGUGCUGGACAGGGAUACCAAGGCCAUGCAGCUGCUCCUGCUGCAGCAGGACAAGGAGCCCUCACUGUCCCUUGAGACGAGCGGCCACUCGCUGACCAGCUGCUUCACCAACCAAGGCUACUUCUUCUUCCACCUCCCGGAUGCUCUGGAGAUCGAGUCCUGCCAGGUGUACUUCACCUAUGACCCCUGCACUGAGGAGCCUGAGGAGGGUGGGCCUGGGGCACCCGAGGGGUCUCUCCUCCCACUCCUGCCGCCUCCGCCAGGAGAGGAGCAUGCGUACUGCACCUUCCCCCCGGGGGAAGACCUGUUGCUCUUCUCCCCCAGUCUCCUCAUUGGCGCGAGCCCCCCAAACACUGCCCUGGGGGGCACUGGGGCCAGUGAAGAAAGGCUGGCCCCCUCCCUGCAGGAGGGAGUCCCCAGAGACUGGGCCUCCCAGCUCCUGGGGCCUUCCACUCCGGGAGCUCCUGACCUGGUGGAUUUCCAGUCACCCCUGGAGAAUGCACUGGGAGAAGCAGGAGAGGAGGUCCCUGCCCCCGGCCCCAGGGAGGGGGUCAGCUUCCCCUGGGCCCGGCCUCCCGGGCAAGGCCAGGUCAGGGCCCCCACCUCUUCCCUGACCCUGAACACCGAUGCCUACUUGUCCCUCCAAGAGCUCCAGGAUCAGGACCCAGCUCACUCUGUGUAGACAGACGGCCAGGGGUGGGAGGCAGGUGACUGUCCACUGUUGCUCCAGACCCACUUGAGGAUUCUGUCCUCAACGCUUGUCCACAGCUGCGACACUUGGUGUUCAGCUGCCCCGUGGAUAUCUCCACCAGAUGGCCCCCACCUGGCCCUGCACCCUUGGCAGUUCACUUCCAUACCUCUAUCGCUGCUCCCUGGUCCUACUGCCCAAGUCAGAAACUGCAGGCGGGGGCAGUUUGACUCCCUCCAUCAAUCAUGGGGUCCCCUGGGUUUUGCCUCUGAAACCUGUCUCCUCUCCAGCCUGCAGCUGCUCCUCAGGGAGAGUUCUCGAGGUUCUCCAGGGCUCUGCACUCCACCCUCCUCACUGGGUGUCCUGCCCAGUAUCACCCCCUUUCACCCCACCUCCACAGCGCAGCCAGAGUGCUAGUUCCAAAACUCAGUUAUGCUGCCUUUGUUUAAAACCCUGCCGUGACUCUCCAUUGCCCUCACCCCACUUCUUGGCCUGGCCCUCACCUGUCUAGCAUCACGCUGGGUCAUUCCCUUCUGGAACCCUAUCCAAAGUCCUUCUGAGCCCCCUGGAGCCCCCUCAUGCUCCCAUACCUUUGCACAUGCCGUUCUCUAUGCCUGUGGUGCGCUCUCCUUUCUCAUCUAGGUGAUAAAUUCCCCUUAACCUUCUGUGAGUUCAGCUUCCCCUGGAGGGAACACUGCUUCCCUUAAUGUGCCCAGGCCUUGACAUUCAGUGCUCGAGGGAUACGCUCUCAGGGUCACAGGGCAGCUGGACAAAGUGGCCCUGUCACUACCCCUUGGCAUCUCUCAUGACCUCUGAAUGCUUGGUCACCACAUCUUGAGUGCUGUGGUCCAGGUAUGGACACAAAUCCCCCAGUAAAGUGGAUCCUUCCACACGGCUUCACUGUCAUAAGGCAUGCUGAUGGAAAGAAACCCUUCUGGUGGCAGGUCCUCAUGCUGUCGCAGGGAGCCCACUCCUGGGCUCCUUCUACUCUACCCUCCCCUGCAGGGGUCUCUUCCAUAGUCCAGGGGCUGGCACACCUCCUCCAGAAGGGCAGCUCACUGCACUUUGACAAAGUGUACUUGGCAUCCCAUCAUGUUUCCCCGGAUGAUUAAUAAACUAUCUGGCACCACCUUGCCUGGGCUCCUUGUGCCCAGCUUCUUUCUCGCAGGGGGCACCAUGCACCUCACAGGCGCACCCUGGACUCCUUGACCCUUCUGAGGUCAAGCCUCACGCCCACUAGACUACAGCACACUGGCUCAUGCAAGAGACUCAUCCCCUCACAUGGCAGUCCUCCCUCUCCCACCCCUGCUCGGGGAUCCCCAGCACCCCUCCACUUCUUUUCCCGCUAUCCCUAGCACUGAUCACACACACCUGUGAUGUCUGCCACACCUUAGCUCCUUAACUAGGAGUCUUAAAAAAGCACUGACCUCACUCUUUACAACUAAUUGAGCCAGAAGUGUGCAGUCCCUGAAUUUAUAGGCCCUGCUCUCAGCCGAUUGGGCACUUGACACAAGCCCACCCACAGCCUGACCCGCAAACUAUGAGGUGGCUUAGAACAGAAGCUCUGUCCAAUCAGGGAAGCUGGGCCUGAGCUGACCAAUCAGAUUUCUCUCAGGGGAGGGAGGCCCUGGGGAGCAGGUGCAAGUGGAGAUGGCAGAGGGGAAAACUUCAAGAGGGUUUGAGCCCCUGCUCCUGAUACAGAGAUUGCUGGUGCAGAGGGGGCUACUGGCAGUUCACUCAGGAUUCCUGUUUCUCUUAUGUCCAAAAUAAACUCCCUUUUACUGAGGUGGCCUGAGUCUUGGAUACUAACCACGGAAUAGCUUAAUUACCCGGAGGUCUCACUUUCCACGUCCUGCCAUACAUGACCUCUGUUCUGGCUGCAAGUAUCGUCAGUCCUGGCCUGAGCCUUAGACCCCAGACCUUUGCUGUGUGUCGUGGGGUAAACUAGGCAACCUCUUUGCAAGUGAAUUCCACUUUGCAGAGUUCUUGGAAAGGUUUGCAUUACUCAAGCCCUCGUCAUUUGUGUCAUAUAUACAUAAAUGAUUUGUAUGCAUCAUCUUUGUUUUUGUGUACUUAAUAUUUUUCUUUAAGUCGUCACUUUUUUUGUUCAAAAACUUUAAUUUAAAGAAAAAUCUUUAUAUUGCUUCUGUAAAUGGAAAGACUGAUAUUCACUAUCA
Rhinolophus ferrumequinum (greater horseshoe bat) is the source of this 4144-nucleotide messenger RNA. It is a transcript of the gene IL2RB, whose product is annotated as interleukin 2 receptor subunit beta. Gene Ontology annotation, biological process: cytokine-mediated signaling pathway; immunoglobulin mediated immune response. The record is from RefSeq and is a predicted model, not a curated record. The coding region runs from base 186 to 1961 and encodes 591 amino acids. The transcript has 11 exons. Gene Ontology annotation, cellular component: external side of plasma membrane; membrane. Lineage: Eukaryota; Metazoa; Chordata; Mammalia; Chiroptera; Rhinolophidae. Gene Ontology annotation, molecular function: cytokine receptor activity; protein binding.